This is a messenger RNA of Mus caroli (Ryukyu mouse), 2780 nucleotides long. It is a transcript of the gene Nxpe3, whose product is annotated as neurexophilin and PC-esterase domain family member 3. The record is from RefSeq and is a predicted model, not a curated record. NCBI's taxonomy places the organism in Eukaryota, Metazoa, Chordata, Mammalia, Rodentia, Muridae.
AACUCUGAAGAGGACUGGCAGAAUGGCCACAAGUUAAACGGGAUGCUCAUUCACGGCUCAGAGUGAACAGAGACAUGGAGCUUUGACGGCGAAAGUAAUGUGGUGUCGGCCAUGGGUCAUCAGGACACAGCCGGACAAUGUGGACCAACUUCUUCAAACUACGAGUCUUCUGCUAUCUGUUUGUGGUGCUGAUGGUGGUGGUGUUGGUCGUCAAUGUCACUCAGGUGGAGUACUUGGACCAUGAGACGCUAUCAGAGACGUUCAUCGACAGCAGCGGACAGUAUGUUUCCUCGCAGGCUACAGACUUCAGUCGGAAUGCGUACUGCGGCUAUGAGCACCAGACCCUGUCUAGUCAGGAACGCUUAGAGGAGGAUGCCUUGCUUGCUGCCUCCAAGUGGAAGGUGCCUGAUGUGGAUCUGGUCCCGUUUGUGAGGAGCACGGACCCUUCCUCCAGCUACUUCGUCAUCUUGAACUCUGCAACCUUCUUCAGGGUGGGGAGCCGGCUGGAGGUGCUGGUUCAUGUGCAAGAUUUUCGAGGGAAGCCCAAGAAGUAUGGCGGAGAUUACCUGCAGGCCAAAAUACACUCGCCUAAACUGCAGGCCGGCGCCGUGGGCCGCGUGGUAGACUACCAGAAUGGAUUUUACAAGGUGUUUUUUACUUUGCUCUGGCCAGGCAGAGUUAGAGUGUCCAUAUCUCUGGUUCACCCCAGUGAAGGGAUCAGAGUCCUUCAGCGCCUGCAGGAAGAGAAACCAGACAGGGUCUAUUUCAAGAGUCUCUUCCGAUCGGGAAGGAUUUCUGAAACAAUGAAGUGCAAUGUGUGUCUUCCUGGAAGUCUUCCCUUGUGCAACUUUACGGAUCUGUCCACCGGAGAGCCCUGGUUCUGCUUCAAACCAAAGAAACUCCCCUGCAGCAGCAGAAUCAACCACUUCAAGGGCGGAUACACGAAGGGCCUUCUCACAGCUGCCGAAAGUGCUUUCUUUCAGAGUGGUGUGAAUAUCAAGAUGCCAAUCAACUCCAGUGGGCCUGACUGGGUGACUGUGAUUUCCAGGCGAAUGAAAGAAACUGAUGACCUAGAAGUAUCUCAAGGCUCAGGAAUUUUUCCUUCCGGAUAUUUCUACAAAAACCAGUGGAGGCCCAGGAGGUUCAAGAUGCGCCACUUUAAUGACCCCGACAACAUUACGGAAUGCUUGCAAGGAAAAAUGGUGUAUUUGUUCGGUGACUCGACAAUCAGGCAGUGGUUUGAAUACCUCACUGCAUUUGUUCCAGAUUUAGUGGAGUUCAAUUUGGGCAGUCCCAAGAACGUUGGUCCCUUCCUUGCAGUGGACCAGAAACACAACAUCUUGCUCAGAUACCGCUGUCAUGGUCCACCCAUCCGCUUCACGAGCGUCUUCAGUAAUGAGCUCCAUUAUGUGGCAAAUGAACUGAACAGGAUCGUGGGAGGGAAGAACACAGUGGUGGCCAUAGCCGUAUGGUCUCACUUUAGCACAUUCCCCUUGGAAGUCUACAUCCGGAGGCUCAGGAACAUCAGGCGGGCAGUGGUCCAACUCCUGGACCGAAGUCCUAAGACAGUGGUUGUCAUCCGGACAGGCAAUGCCCAAGAGCUGGGGCCUGAGGUGAGCCUUUACAACAGUGACUGGUACAACUUUCAGCUGGACACUGUCCUUCGGAGGAUGUUUUCAGGGGUCGGAGUCUACCUUGUUGAUGCCUGGGAGAUGACCUUGGCUCAUCACCUACCCCACAAACUGCAUCCAGAUGAAGUGAUCGUGAAGAACCAGCUGGACAUGUUCUUAUCUUACGUAUGCCCCUUGGAGACCUAGCUGUCCUCAAGGACACUGGAGCAAUCACGUUCAGUGACCUUUCCAAUUGACCUGCAGCAUAGAAAAUCUGUGAUCAACUCCAUUGCGAAAUGGAUACUCUCAACUUGUUUGCCAUUUCAGAAAAGAGCUGUCCUUUGCAUAAUGACUGGUAAUGAACUUAGGCAGUGUAGGCUGCGUUUGUAGCUACCUAUAGGAUUUUUCCGUCUCGACUUAGCCAUCCUAGAGAUCUAACUUACUGCAUCUGCACACGGUAUUACUGCCCUUGUAACCAAAGAUGCUAAUGAGUGGUUAAGAACUGGCUUCUUCUGGGGGGUGAAGAUGACCAUGCUGAUGCCAGUUAAGAGAUGCUUUGAUGUAAACAGAAGGGAUAGAUUUGGUUGGCAGUGCUAUGUUUGCCACUUACUCGAUAAAGGGCAUUUGAGGGGCAUUCUUCAUGAAUGUGCCCUCCUCAGGAAUAGAGAGGGAUUCUUGCUAGAGGUUCCUGUGGCCACAAUGAAGACUGUUGUAUCUCAGGAGUUUCUAUUGACUUAUUUAUUUUCUCAAUUACUUGUAAAGGCCAAUGUGUGUGGUCAGAAUUUUAUAUGAGGAUAUUAUCAAGUUCCUGCUUUUAUCUCGAAAGAAGUUCAAUGAAAGAGCACCCAGGCUCUGCUUUGGAUUGGUAUGGGCACUGGAGAAUUAUUUCUUACUUGAUUCAGCUGAGUUUUAUGUGAUGAAUUCUUACUCUGGAAUAACCACUUUUGGAAGCGACUGUGUAAAUAGAAGUUUAUUUUUAUGUCCUGAAGCUUGUGGGUUUUCAGAACUGACUUUUACGUUAAGAAUGCUGCUCACUCUCAGAAAGUCGUCAGGGUUUCUGCCCUCAGCAGUUCCAGCUGUUUCCCUUUGCUUUUUGGCUGUCAUGAAAUAUAUGCCGAAAUCAGACGUGAAACCAGAUCAGAAGUUAAUAAAAUUAGAUAUUAAAACUCA